CGUGACCAGGACACGGGGAUCUGGGGGCUGGGGAACCCAGAGGCUCCACAUCUGCAAACCUUGUGGCCACUGCAGAGACACAGAGAGAUGAGCGAGAAGAGGGUGGUGGCUGACGGGCCUCUCCAGAGGCGCAGGGCAGCAUCCCUCCGAGGGGGGACCAGGCCCCCCUCGUCCCUGGACAGCCCCCCGCCCUCCAGGACCAGUGUCAUGGGGAGCCUUGUCCAGGGUCCUGGCGUCUAUGUGGGGACAGCUCCCAGCGGGUGCCCAGGGGGCUUGGGGACCCGGGUGACCCGCCGGGCCCUGGGUAUCAGCAGUGUCUUCCUUCAGGGCUUGCGGAGCUCGGGUCUGGCCCCGGUGGUGGCCCCUAGCUUGGAGAGGGACCACCGUGAGGCGGAGGACUUAGGGGGCUGCCUGGUGGACUACCUAGCCAAGGUGCACGCCUUGGAGGAGCUCAGCCAGGAGCUGGAGAGCCAGCUUCGGACGCACCUGGAGGGCAAGGCCAAGCGCUCGGGAGGCUGGGACGCGCUGCGGGCGGCCUGGACCACCAGCUGUCAGCAGGUCGGGGAGGCCGUCCUAGAACACGCGCGGCUCAUGCUGCAGCUGGAGACCAUCCAGGCGGGGGCAGAUGACUUCAAAGAGAGAUACGAGAACGAGCAGCCCUUCAGAAAGGCGGCUGAGGAGGAGAUCAGCUCUCUCUACAAAGUCAUCGACGAGGCGCUGCUGGCCAAAACGGACCUGCAGAGUCAGAUCGAGAGUCUGAAGGAGGAGCUGGGCCUCCUGGCCAAGAGCUACGAGGAGGACGUGAAGCUGCUGUACAAACAGCUCCUGGGGUCUGAGCUGGAGCGCGUGGACAUUGCCACGGUCACGGGUCUCGACGGCAUCCUGGAGUCCAUCCGAGUUCAGUGGGAGAGAGACGCCGAGCAGAGCCGGGCGGAGGCCGGGGCCUUGCUCCAGGCUAAGCAACAGGUGGAAGUGGCGCAGACGCAGGAGGAGCAGCUGGUGGCCGCGCUGAGGGUGGACGUGCACAACGCCAGCUGCGAGGUGCAGAGUCUGCAGGCCGAGACCGAGUCCUUGCGGGCCCUGAAGCGCGGCCUGGAGACGAGCCUGCGGGACGCGGGGCGCUGGCACGAGGCCGAGCUGCGCGACCUGGGCGCCGUGCUGAGCCGGCUGGAGGCCGAGCUGGGCGACGCGCGCGCCGACGCCCAGCAGCAGCUGCAGCAGCGCGCGCACCUGCUCGCCAGCCGCGGCCAGCUGCAGAGCCACCUGCUCGCCUUCCACGCCCUGCUGGACCGCAGGUACGGG
Messenger RNA from Perognathus longimembris pacificus (Pacific pocket mouse), 1302 nucleotides. RefSeq names its product beaded filament structural protein 2 (gene Bfsp2). Gene Ontology annotation, biological process: intermediate filament organization. Gene Ontology annotation, molecular function: structural molecule activity. Gene Ontology annotation, cellular component: intermediate filament. Lineage: Eukaryota; Metazoa; Chordata; Mammalia; Rodentia; Heteromyidae. The transcript is spliced from 6 exons. The record is from RefSeq and is a predicted model, not a curated record. The annotation marks the transcript as partial.